This is a messenger RNA of Aspergillus puulaauensis, 1104 nucleotides long. RefSeq names its product sucrase/ferredoxin-like domain-containing protein. The record is from RefSeq and is a predicted model, not a curated record. The transcript is spliced from 2 exons. Bases 1 to 1104 code for a protein of 367 amino acids. NCBI's taxonomy places the organism in Eukaryota, Fungi, Ascomycota, Eurotiomycetes, Eurotiales, Aspergillaceae.
AUGAGACUACGAGUGAUGAGCUGGCGGACCCUCGCCAUACGACAAACUACAACCGGACCAACAAGAACGAAAGCCGCGACCCGAUGUUUAUCGAGCUCCAGUUGCCUCUCAAUGCCACAGCGAAUCCCCUUGGAUAUUCCGCCACCAUUUCCUAUUACCAAGAAUUGCCCUGAACCGAAGUGCUCAUGUCCUCCGACACCAUCUAUGCCCGAAGGGCAGCCGCUCGAUUACGACCAUCCGCUGAACGGGACAAUGGCAGCCUACGCUCAACAAAUAGUCAUAUGCACGGGACAAAUGGAUUGGACAAGUCGCAUUGAGGAUGACGGGAAAGACCAAGGCUGGGGGGAGCUUGUGAGAGGUUUAAAGGGUUUGAUGGGCCGCGGUGGUCCAUACGCCGAUCCUUUUAACAACAUUUUGGUCACGAAUUCCUCAUUGCCACCUUCGCAGACGGGAUCUUCUUCUACCAAUGCAGCCUCAGCCUUCCUUUUCCCUAGCUUUAAAUACUUCCCUUUCAUACCUACCAAUGUCGGGGACUCACCGAGUCCAGGAGCCAACCUUUCAACCUUUGUGCAAGCAUUCCUUCUUCCCACAAAACUCAGCCCGAUGACAGAGAGCCUCCCCGAACCCCGGCAUAGCGAUUUACUCCGAAAGCCCGGGUUGGUAUCCGAGUUCACCGACGCUGUGGAUCUACAUCAUUCACCUGUUAUCUUGAUUUGCGGGCACGGCGGCCGUGAUAUGCGAUGCGGAACAAUGGCGCCUGUUCUAGAAGAGCAAUUCCGGAAGGUCUUGGAAUCAAAAGGACUAUUCACCCAGGCAAGGAAUGGCAGUGGUAGUAUUGACAGUCCAGAUCGUGCUCAUGUCGGUCUAAUCAGUCACGUCGGUGGACAUAAAUAUGCUGGGAACGUGAUCGUAUAUAUUCCCAAAAACAUGAAAUACGAGAACUCGUCCGCUCCCCACCCGCUGGCCGGUAAGGGGAUUUGGUAUGGACGUAUUGAACCCAAGCACGUUGAGGGGGUCGUAGAGGAAACUAUCUUGAGGGGGAAGGUGGUGUCAGAUCAUUUUAGAGGUGGGAUAGAUCACGAUGGGAGCAUCCUUCGGCUAUAG